Melospiza melodia melodia is the source of this 1410-nucleotide messenger RNA. It is a transcript of the gene CLEC14A, whose product is annotated as C-type lectin domain containing 14A. The record is from RefSeq and is a predicted model, not a curated record. Gene Ontology annotation, molecular function: extracellular matrix binding; extracellular matrix protein binding. Gene Ontology annotation, biological process: cell migration. Gene Ontology annotation, cellular component: extracellular matrix; external side of plasma membrane. Lineage: Eukaryota; Metazoa; Chordata; Aves; Passeriformes; Passerellidae.
AUGCCGAGGUCAGCCACGGCUCCCGACACGUUUCCUCCGGCAGCCGGGGAGGGCCAUGGCAGCGGGGUCGGCGCUGGAGAGGGACGGCGCGGGCAGCAGAGGCCAGCCCAAGCCGGGGCCGAACGCCACCACAGCCGCAGGGGCCCCGCGCCCCUCAGCCCGCCGCGUCCCGCCGCCGGCAUGAGGCGGGCCGGGCCCUGGUGCCUGCUCCUGGCUGCGGCCUGCGCCCUGGGCCGGAGCCCGCCCUCCCCGCGGGCCGCCGUGCGCUGCCUGGCCGCCGGCACCUGCUUCAGCGCCCACCUCGCCAACGUCUCGUACGCCGAGGCCCGCGGCGCCUGCGACCAGCUGCGGGGCAGCCUCGCCUGGGUCACCGGCAAGCAGGAGCUGGACCUGCUGCUGGAGCUGCUGGCAGACGCGGCGGUGCCCGCGCCCGCAGUGUUCUGGGUCGGGCUGAAAAGGAGCGCGUCCGCCUGCACCCACAACGAGCAGCCGCUCCGCGGCUUCUCCUGGGAGGGCGUCGAGGGUGGAACGGCCCCGCAGGAGGUGCCGGCUGCGCUCGGCCAGUGGUGGCAGGAGCCCCUGCCGUCCUGCCUCACCGCCCGCUGCGCUGGGCUGCACCUGGCUCCUGACCCUGAGGACGACCGCAGAUGGGGCUGGAAGGAGCAGGUCUGCCGGCUGAAAAGCCCGGGCUACCUCUGCAAGUACCAGUACGAGGGCGCCUGCCCCGACCUCCGUCCCGCGGGCGCCCUUGAGCUCGGCUAUCGGCUCCCCUUCAAGGAGCACAGCGGCGGCCCCGGUUUCAGCCCGCCGGGCACCGUGCUGACAGUGGCGUGUCCCGGCGGGGAGGUGCGGCUCACCUGCCAGCCCGAGCCGGGCGGCUUCGCCUGGAAGGCGGCAGAGAAGCCCCUCUGCCCCUGCCUCUUCGGCCGCACGACCCCCGACAGCGGGCGGUGCGCCGAGGCCGCCGGGUGCCGCGAUGCCGCCGGCGGCUUCGCCUGUGCCUGCAUCCCGGGCGGCCCGGACGGAACUCCCUGCCCGGGCACGGGGCCGGCCCCCACCGCUACAGGUGGCCCCGCCGAACCGUCGGGUGCCAGGGCGGAAGGGCAGCGUCCUUCUAUCCCGACACCCGGUGGUUCCACGGAGCCGCCCGCCACGGCCGCCGCCGGCGGAGAGAAGACGGCUGCUCCGCCGCCUUCCUCCUCCUCCUCCUCCUCUUCUUCCAACUACGUUUUCAUCCUGGUGACGGUCGCUGUGGUGGUGCUGGUCAUCCUGGUCAUGACCGUCCUGGGGGUGUUCAAGAUCUGCUUUAACAAGAAGUCCGAGGGCCGCGGGGACAAGGAGCCGCCGGAGGCCGGCAGCAAGGCAGAGGCAGGCUCCGCGGAGCCCAGCGGCGCAGCGGGCGGUGAAUAG